Messenger RNA from Dromiciops gliroides (monito del monte), 1501 nucleotides. RefSeq names its product serpin family E member 1 (gene SERPINE1). Lineage: Eukaryota; Metazoa; Chordata; Mammalia; Microbiotheria; Microbiotheriidae. The record is from RefSeq and is a predicted model, not a curated record. The transcript has 9 exons. Gene Ontology annotation, molecular function: serine-type endopeptidase inhibitor activity. Bases 141 to 1343 code for a protein of 400 amino acids. Gene Ontology annotation, biological process: negative regulation of endopeptidase activity; negative regulation of plasminogen activation; negative regulation of vascular wound healing.
CUGAACAACAGCUCCACUGAGAGCUUCACCCCAGCUCCUAUUCGACACAGGGUUCCACAGUCACAGCUGGACAAGAAGUAAGGGAGUGGAUAACAGCAACCACCACCAAUUCCUCUAAGAGAUUGUUGAAAACGUUCAGGAUGGAAUUCUCCAGGGCCUUUGCCUGCCUCUCCUUGGUCCUCAUACUUGGUGUAGGGGAUUCUUUGCCUCAGCACAAUCCCCAGGUAGCCCAAAUGGUCACGGACUUCGGCGUGAAGGUGUUUCGGGAAGUGGUCCAAACCACUGGGGAUGGCAAUGUGGUCUUCUCACCUUAUGGAGUAGCCUCAGUGCUGGCUAUGCUGCAACUGACAACUGGAGGGAACACCAGGGAGCAGAUCCAAGCUGCAAUGGAAUAUAGCAUUGAAGAGAAAGGUCUGGCCCCUGCUCUCCGAAAGCUCUACAAGGAGCUCAUGGCACCUUGGAACAAAGAUGAAUUCAGUACAGCCAAUGCCAUCUUCAUUCAGCGUGAUCUGGAACUUGUCCAGGGCUUUAUGCCCUACUUCUUCAAAGUAUUCCGGAGCAUGGUCAAGCAGGUGGACUUCACUGAAGGAGAAAGGGCCCGGUUCAUUGUGAAUGACUGGGUACAGAGGCACACAAAAGGAAUGAUCAGCAACUUGCUUGGAGAGGGAGUUGUGGACCAGAUGACCAAAAUGGUGUUGAUCAAUGCACUCUACUUCAAAGGCCAAUGGAAGCUGCCUUUUCCAACCAAGAGCACCCACCAUCGCCUUUUCCACAAAUCAGAUGGAAGUACUGUCUCUGUGCCUAUGAUGGCCCAGACCAACAAGUUCAGUUGCACUGAGUUCUUGACCCCUAGUGGGCACUACUAUGACAUUGUGGAACUGCCCUAUCAUGGUGACACCCUCAGUAUGUUCAUUGCUGCCCCCUAUGAAAAGGAGGUACCCCUCUCAGCCCUCACCAACAUCUUAGAUGCCCAGCUCAUCAGUCAAUGGAAAGGCAAUAUGACCAAACUGCCCCGUCUCCUGGUUCUGCCCAAGUUUUCCCUGGAGAGUGAAGCUGACCUGAAAAGGCCUCUGGAGAACUUGGGGAUGAAGGACAUGUUCAGGCCAGGACUGGCAGAUUUCACCAGACUUUCUGACCAAGAAAUACUCUAUGUGUCCCAGGCCUUACAAAAGGUGAAGAUUGAGGUGAAUGAGAGUGGUACUGUGGCAUCCUCAACCACUGCCAUUGUUGUCUCUGCUCGAAUGGCUCCCCAGGAGAUCAUCAUGGACAGGCCCUUUCUCUUUGUAGUGAGACACAACCCCACAGGAACAAUUCUUUUCAUGGGACAAGUGAUGGAACCCUAAGAGGUCAGACCUUCCCCUUGGGAAAAGGAGUGCUCAUUUGGAACAAAAAAACCCUCUGAAGAAAUAACUUUUCCCCUAUUUCUCUUCCUAGAAAGAGACCCCCCCCAAAAAAAAACCUCAAACAAACCACUUUUUCCUUUUAAAAUCUUACCCUCCAG